GUGAGGUUUAUAAACCUUCAGAAAUAGCGAACCACUCAUUGUCAUCUUUCUCACUGAACUGAGUAAUCAUAUGCUCUUUUCCUCCUCAGGGUGUUUGAGAAUAUUCCUAGGGUAACUUGAACGACAAUCUAACAUCCUUUUCUUGGAAGACUCAAGAUUCUUCGAAAUGUGAACUGAUAAAUCUGGAUUGCGACAUGAGGUUAAGAAGGUCAAAUAACAGGAUCCUCUGCACUGAAAGGAAAGUCUCUAGAGAGGAUAUAAUACCUGUCUUCACCCAAAAGGCACUAGAGUUCCAAACCAGAAAGUUCAUGCAAAGCAUAUCCAACCUUGCUUGCCCCAGGUUUCUUCUCCUUCAAAUAAGCACCACCAUGUGGAUAGAUAAGGUAUUGCUCACAAAAAGGGAACACCUCAAAACAGACAUCUCAUGGAGAAUUUGAUGAAUCAGAUCAGGUCGAUAUUUACUGGUGCAGAGGAGGAGAACAGAGCUGAUCUGAGUGGCAUCAGGGUUCAGAAAAUACCCUCACAGAAAGAGAAGAAGGCCCAGAAUUGGUUCCCAAGGCAGUUUUUGAGAAAAAUGAGUAAUGACUAUGAUUCUCAAGAAAUGGAACACGCUACUGCAAUUACAGCUGCCGCAGUCGCCAUAACCUCACAAUAUUUCUCUGAACGGAAGACUAGUGAAGGCCCUGAGAGCUUAUUGACCAAGACCAAAAGCAAAGUUGGUGGUUUAUCCAGGAAACUCUCAGGUUCAUUCAACAAGGUGCCAAUAUUUCCGGUCACGGAUGAAGAAAAGCCGGAAAAGACUCUCACCCCGGCAUCAUCAAUGAAGAAAACUUCAGCUCCUAGUGACCAUUUCAAAGGGGAUGAUGAUAAACCUGAGUUCCCACCGCCAAGAAAGACCCAGUCUUUUGGUGAUUCGAACUUGAAGAAAACUGAAGAAACAAAUCUUGCGAUCCCACAAGCAAUUAAGUCUCCAUCUUCAAGGCUAAUGCCUCCUCCUCCUCCUCCGCCACCGCUGCCGCCACAACCACGAGGACCACAAGUGAGGAAUAAUUCCAUAAAGCCUGGCCCUCCAAAACCACCCACUCCACCAAGAAGACAGAACCCCAAUGAACAAAAAGCAGCUGCUUGGGAGAGAGAACAGCUUGAAGCGAUAAAAGAAAGGUAUGAAAGGUUGAAGGAGACAAUACAUGCAUGGGAAAACAAGAAGAAGGCAAAAGCCAGACGCAACUUGGAGAAGAAAGAGAUGAGGAGUUCUGAGAAGGAAAGGCGAAAAGCGUACACGAAAUUCCAGAGUGAUAUGGAAUAUAUUAAUGGGAUUGUUAGGGCUGCAAGUGCUGAAGCAGAAGAAAGACGAAAGAAUGAAGAGCGCAAAGUUAGAGAAAAGGCAGAAGUAAUCAGAACAACUGGCAAGCUUCCAGGAGCAUGCCCCUGCUUCUGAGAUCACCAAUUAUGUGCAGCAUCACUGGGGUUGGAGGAACAAGAAGCAACCCGUAAAUAUGUCUUUCAUUGUUUAAUUUACAAAUUCUUAACUAACAUCUGUUACGAAACGACAUGUCUUCGGAAUUCGGAUGAUUUUUAUCUUUUUAUACGAGGAAAGAAAAGCAAGUGCAACCAAAAAAAAAAAAAGAAAUUGUAAUAUAUGAUUACAUGUACUUUGAAAUUGCAAUAAUGUAGACAAAUACCGAGCUGCCUAAGAUAGAAUUUACAUAA
This is a messenger RNA of Neltuma alba, 1710 nucleotides long. RefSeq lists its product as uncharacterized. The record is from RefSeq and is a predicted model, not a curated record. The transcript is spliced from 7 exons. The coding region runs from base 425 to 1438 and encodes 337 amino acids. NCBI's taxonomy places the organism in Eukaryota, Viridiplantae, Streptophyta, Magnoliopsida, Fabales, Fabaceae.